AUGUUAAUAUAUCGCAGUGUCAGGAAAAAAGACUUUCCCAAAAAUCAAAUUUGUGGCUUUUAAAAUAUUCAGAGAAUAGCAGGAUGAAAGCUUUCGUGUUUAUCGCACACAUACUGAUCAUUGUCACCUUGGUCUAUGGUAUUGACAUCGAACAACUACAUAAAUUUUAUUCAACAGUUGCAAUAUGUACCGAUCAGUUGCACUUACCCAGGAACGUACCCAAUCCUCAAAUCGUAGAAUGUCUGUUAAAUCAAUAUCACUUGCUAGACGAAAUGGGCGUCUUGAAAAUGUAUGAGGCAAAACAAAAUUUAAAUCAUCUCGUCUCUGAUCCGUCUACAUUGGCGCAAGCGCAACAGAGACUUGAAUUUUGUUCCAAUUAUGGCACAGUAGGAGGGUACCCAUAUGAAAGAAUAAUGAGACUCAGUGGAUGCUUAGUGCCAAUAGUCGAGUUUGUAGACAAGCUGUAGAAAAAGAGAUAUAUAAAAUAUCUAUCUAUA
This is a messenger RNA of Camponotus floridanus (Florida carpenter ant), 497 nucleotides long. RefSeq lists its product as uncharacterized. The transcript is spliced from 5 exons. Gene Ontology annotation, molecular function: odorant binding. The record is from RefSeq and is a predicted model, not a curated record. Bases 84 to 467 code for a protein of 127 amino acids. Lineage: Eukaryota; Metazoa; Arthropoda; Insecta; Hymenoptera; Formicidae.